Molecule: messenger RNA, 727 nt
Organism: Vavraia culicis subsp. floridensis
Lineage: Eukaryota; Fungi; Microsporidia; Pleistophoridae
Exons: 1
Coding region: 288-695 (135 amino acids)
Source: RefSeq, a predicted model, not a curated record
GUAGGUCUUUCUCUGGCUGUAGAGAAAAAAGGAGGGCGCCAUGGCGUGUGCUCUGCUCUUCGAUCAAAAAUUACUAAUCGUUACGAACAUGACCAAAAAGCACGUCCUUAUCCGAUGGUUGCUCAGGUGUAGGUGCGUGUGGGGAAAAGAGCGUACUUUUAGUGAAAAACCGCAUGCUCAUACUUUAAAGCGGCCUGUCACGUAUUUUACACCAUGCACAGCAGUUAAAUCACUCCUUUGUAUUUUUCUAAUUCCCUCCCAACUCCGCACAAAAUUCUUCGCCCCUCAUGCAGCACAACUUCAGCAGGGACACGCGCUUCAAGCAGCUGCCCGAGAACAUAAAAAAGCGGUUGAUAACCCUGUACAACAAAACCAAGCAGCGCAAGGACAUCAAGACUGAAGAUUUGGACACGUCCAUUUUUUCAACACUCAGCACAAAACUGACAGGUGUGCACAGCUACGAGCUGACGAAGAAUUAUGGGUUGCUGGUUGAUGCUGGCGAGUAUUACAGGGAAUGCAGGGACAAGAACUGCAAGAUGGACGGUGCAGAUGGGCAGAGAGAGAUAGAGGAUAUGUGUAGAAUCUACAAUGAGAGCGUUAAUGGCAGGGACGUGCUGGGAGAAAUGAUUGAGUGUGUGUGUUUGAUGAGCGGCAAGUUCUUGGAGCUAAAAAGGAACAGAAAGAGGAAUGUUUGAGGAUGGCUUUGUUAAAUUAUCUCGUUUGCUGA